Messenger RNA from Arabis nemorensis, 363 nucleotides. The record is from the annotation of a GenBank genome assembly. Lineage: Eukaryota; Viridiplantae; Streptophyta; Magnoliopsida; Brassicales; Brassicaceae.
AUGGUUUCUUUUCUCUUCCUACAGUCCUCCACUUCUAAUCUUGGUGAAAGUAUUAAUGCUGAAAAUCUCCUCAAGUUCACUUUGCGACCUCAUACUAAUCUCGGGAUAGACCGAAGUUGUAUCCUUACUCAAGUGACAUCCUCACAAGUAGUGAAUGAGCUCCUCUCAGAAAUUCCUGAGCUAAAAGAUAAAACCGAAGAAAUCAAGCAGUUGUGGCUGACCGAGAGCAACACUGUCCUUCCAAGCUGUCUUGAAAAAAUUAGACGAGACGACAUGGAGACUGCAUGUUUUUUUAGGCACGGGUUCAUCCCGGCCUUCAAAAUACCGAAACGUCAAUGCACUUUAUGUCGACCUAUUCUCUAA